AUGACUGGUCCUGCAAUGGAAAGCAAAAGGGGGGGGGGGGUGGGGGGGGGGGGGGGGGGGGGGGGGGGGGGGGGGGGGGGCGGGGCGGGGUGGGGGGGGGGGUUGGGGGGGGGGGGGCGGGGGGGGGGGGGGGGGGGGCGGCGCGGGGAAGUGACACUGGUGUACUGUACAGCCACCAUCAACAACAAGGGGCCAUUUGGUCGUUCACUGGGGGAAAGUUGUGCAUGA
Molecule: messenger RNA, 228 nt
Organism: Dicrocoelium dendriticum
Lineage: Eukaryota; Metazoa; Platyhelminthes; Trematoda; Plagiorchiida; Dicrocoeliidae
Source: the annotation of a GenBank genome assembly